Aphanomyces astaci is the source of this 4326-nucleotide messenger RNA. RefSeq lists its product as hypothetical. Gene Ontology annotation, molecular function: ATP binding; microtubule binding; microtubule motor activity. Gene Ontology annotation, biological process: microtubule-based movement. The record is from RefSeq and is a predicted model, not a curated record. Bases 89 to 4207 code for a protein of 1372 amino acids. Lineage: Eukaryota; Oomycota; Saprolegniomycetes; Saprolegniales; Verrucalvaceae. The transcript has 13 exons.
CUGGAACGAGUACAGUGUAGUUCUGUAGUUUGCGGUAUCGGUAAUCGACGGCGAGUCGGCGUCGCCUUUGUAGAUAGAGCGUAUCAACAUGGGCCCAGACACAUCGCUAGCUUCCUCAGCGCCACCUACUAUAUCAUCAUCAUCAUGCGCUAUCCGCGUGGUGGUUCGUGUGCGGCCAAUGAGCCAUAAGGAGAAGGCCGCUAGCCAAGUUCCUGUCGUGGAGGUCAACACAAAGAACUCGUUGCAGCUGCGGCAGCCCGGCGUCGGGGACCAGGACACGAACCCGCCGCGCACGUUUCUCUUUGACCAUUGCUACGGCGACGCGCUGUCGACGGGAAAAGACGACCCGGUGCAGGAGGCGCUGUUCGGCGACAUUGGUCGGGACAUUGUCGUGAACGCGUUCGGCGGGUUCAACUGCAGCGUGUUUGCCUACGGACAGACGGGCAGCGGCAAGACGUACACGAUGGUGGGCGACAAGUCCGAACGCGGCAAAGGGCUGAUUCCGCGUAUUUGCGAAGCCCUGUUUGACGCAAUCGACAAAGCUCGUGCCAAGGACAGCACGAGCUCGGACGACCCGCACAAGACCAUCUACAGCGUCCAUAUGAAUUACUGCGAGAUUUACAAGGAACGAGUUAAAGACUUGCUGGAUGAAGUCAAGGCGCCGAUGCAUGGUCUGAUGUCUCCCACGGCGGACAGUUCGUCCCGACCGCUCAAGAUCCGUGAACAUCCUGUGCAUGGGCCGUUUGUGGAAGGGCUGAUUACGCGCCCGGUGGGGUCGUACGCAGAGAUCGAAGAAGAACUGAUCGCCGGGCAAAAGCUGCGCACUGUGGCCGCCACCCUUAUGAACCCCACGUCGUCUCGGUCGCAUGCUAUUUUCACAAUCAUGUUCACACAGACGCGCGUGGACCCUGUCACAUUAAGUGCCCAUGAAAAGACGUCCAAGAUUUGCUUGGUGGAUUUGGCCGGGUCUGAGCGCAGUGACACGUCGGGCACGUCUGGCGACCGGCUCAAGGAGGCGUCGAUGAUCAACAAGAGCUUGUUUACCCUCGGGCGAGUGAUUUCGUCGCUGGGGGCCAAGGAACGGAUUCCGUAUCGAGAUAGUACUCUGACGUGGCUGUUGAAAGAGUCGCUGGGGGGCAAUGCCAAGACGACAAUGCUGGCAAUGGUGAGUCCGGCCAGUGCCAACUAUGACGAAACGUUGAGCACGCUGCGGUACGCCGAGUCGGCCAAGAAGAUCAUCAACCGGGCCGUGGUCAACGAAGAUGAAAACGACGCCAUCAUUCGGCAACUCCGCAACCAAAUCGAAGACCUCAAGGGCCAACUGAUGGGGUCGCAGCGCCGCCGCAGCUCGGAAACCAGCGCCGGCCUCGUGAAAUCGCUUCUGGAGCGCGAAGAGAUGCUCGGGCAGCUCCAGCGCGAUGUCAAGCGCCAUGAAAAGUGUCUGCAGUUACCGUCUGGGGACCCGAGUUUGAUCAACUUGCAGGAAGAUUUGCUGGACAACGAGCCGCUGGCGUACGUGCUGGAGCCAGGGAUGACGGUACUGGGUGCCGACCCCACGGCGACGUUUCAGGAACCCGGCAGCACCACCACCGACCACGUUCACCGACGGAGUUCGUUUCUGGGCGAUGUGAUCCUUCAGCAAGCCGACAACCAAGCGGUGCACCCCGUACAUUUGACGCACGACGCCGACACCCUCCUUCCCGUGCACGUCAAGAUCUUGAAUGACAAGGGCUUUAUCACGCUCGAGCCGUGUCCCUCGGCGAUCGUAUAUGUUAACGGGGUAUCCAUUCACAGCUUUACACCACUAAAACACAGAGACCGGAUUCAAGUGGGCCUCCAUCACAACUUUCGAGUGUUUGUGCCAUCCGAAGCGCGGUGUCGACGCCAUACGAGCAAGACAGACACACAAACCGAAGAGGCCAAUGCAUUGUGUGCACAAGCGGACAUUCCGUACCGAUUCCAGCGGCAAGUGACCAGCGACGUGUCUAUUCUCAUGGCAGACACUGGAAAAGAGUGUGGGAUUACAUGGGACCCCCCCUUGUUUAUCGACAGGUUAGACACAUUGCGCGCGUACAACGCCGAUCGAAUCGACAAAGCGGUGCUCGUGUCCAUGUUGGGUCUGCCGCCUCUAUCCGUACAGACGGGCGAGAUGGAUCCAAUAGAGGACAACGAGGAGGAAGUCGCGGUAGAUGAAACAGACGACACCACCAUCGACGACGAAGCACAUCUUGGUGUUGUGGCAGCAAACCCCCUCACGAUUGAAAUCCCCCCGCCGUUGCAGUUCGCGAGCAAGCACCCGGACGCUGAUCCGCAGUUCCAACCUCGGUCCAGCGCCGUGCGCUUGAUGGGGGAAGCUCGUCUGUACUCUGGCGGUGGCGGGGUGGCUUGCUCCAUUCCCAAUAGCGUCUCCACCAAAAAGAUCCACAUGGUCGAUCGAGUCGUGUCCGUCUUCGACCCCGUGGGGCUGCAUGUGGCGUCGAUUACGCUGGAAAUGACGACCGAGUAUUAUCAAAAGACCAACCCGGAUGUGUCCAAGCAUGUGAUCUCGGUGGUGUGGAAAGAGCUGCGCUUUCACACGCCGCAGCUGUCGUCGGAAGGCGUGUACAUUUCGUACCACGGGUGGGCUACCAAGCGCGGGGCGACCCCCAAAGUCACGAGCAUCACGGGGGUGUUUGCAUUUGGCCAUCAACGCACGUCGUUUGAGGUUUUGGUUCCCAGGAAACAAAAUGUCGACGAGUUUUUUCAAAACGAAUACUUGAGUAUGGAUGUGUGGGGAUGGGGCAAAGUGCCGCCGUCGCCCCUGUCGAGGCCACUGUCGUCGUCGUCAUCGUCAUCGUCACUGCUGUCUGAAUUGUCCACGUCCAGUCUACAGCAGGACCCCCUCCUGCCACGGCGACCGCACACGUCCAAGGUGGAUGUGUUCGUGUCGGUGGACGUGGAAGAGCGGCGCAAGGCCGAUGGACUGUACGCGCCGGUGACUGUCAAGGAGGAUGGGACGCUGCGGCUGUCUCAACACACGUCGAGGCGGUUGGUGGUGCGGGUCGUGCAAGCCGACCAGCAGCCAUUUUGCCUUGGAUCGAUCGCGCACAUCCGCAUUGCGCCGGCACGACCCACGACGGGCCACUCGAAGAGCCAGUCCCAAUUCGAGGCUGCCACCGCGCUGGGCUCGGCCACGCUCGGCGGGUUCUUUAAGCGCUUUGGCACCAAGGACACACUAGAGCCGCACAUGGAAGACUGGACGACGUGGACGACGCUGCCGAUCCGGGGGCCGAUUCAAGUGGACAAGGAGGCGCGGUCCGUGGUGUGUGUGAUGAAGUGGGACGCCGACCCCCGCGAGGCCGUCGACGGGCGCGGCCAACGGCGUGUAUUUCGCAUUGCAUUGGCGGUGGAAACCACGCUGUCGUGCGUGCCAGUGGUGCUCUCGACCAAGUUCACGGCCAAAGUACUCGGCAAGAUGAAAAAGGACACGGUGUGGUGGGCUCGCGAGCACGUGAGUCGCAUGCAUCGGUUAGGGCACUGGUUUUCCAUGGAUGUGGGUCUCGACGACGACGCGCCUCGGACCGAGGUCGUGGCCGAGAAAUUGCUUGAUCAUUUCGGAAAAGGAAUGGAAAAGCUGCAAGCUGCGUACAAACUCGAACGAUUCCGCCAGCAAGUGGCUGCCGAAGCGGCCGUCCAUGGCGAAGCUGCGUUGAUUCGAGUGGCCAACCUACCAGACUUGGAGUUUCAAUUGACCAGAGAGCGCGACGAGUGGACUAUUGCCAGUCGGUCCAUGCCCCAAGUGACUAUUCACGUCAUGUCUGGCGUACAAAUGAACCCUCCGGCAGCACCCCCCAACUUCUCCACGCACAAGACACGUGCGCUGACAGACCCGUCGCCGUCGGAUCCGCUGGCGGGCGAGUGGAGCGGCUACCUCAUGCAAGCGACUAGUUCGUCGUCCAUGUGGAACCGAAGGUGGUUUGUGUUGCAACGGCCGUUGCUGUGUUGCUACAAGACGUUCGCCAAGGGGGAGGUUGUGGGCGUGCUGGACAUUUCGAAAUGCACUGUCGAGAUCGACAAGCACAUGACGCUGUUUCCGUUUUCAUUUCGAGUGACGAGUGUGGUGGACAAGGUGCCUAUGACGUGGCAACUGCAAGCGUCCAGUGCCGAUGAAAUGCAAGCGUGGAUCCACGGCAUUGCCCCCGCGGCGAUGUUAGACAAGCAGUACUAAGUAGAGUAUACAACACCACUCAAUUGGUACUCGAUAGAGUGUCUGUCCAAUGUGGCCGCGAAUUCCAUCGGACAACGAACGAAUCAAAAUAGAACGCCUUAUUUGUACAUUGUUGUUGG